Messenger RNA from Tilletiopsis washingtonensis, 1497 nucleotides. Its product is annotated as allantoate permease. The transcript has 7 exons. The annotation marks the transcript as partial. The record is from RefSeq and is a predicted model, not a curated record. Lineage: Eukaryota; Fungi; Basidiomycota; Exobasidiomycetes; Entylomatales. Gene Ontology annotation, molecular function: transmembrane transporter activity. Gene Ontology annotation, biological process: transmembrane transport. Gene Ontology annotation, cellular component: membrane.
GACCUCGAUGCCUGCGCGACCCAACGCUCCGUCUUCGACGAUCCCAUCCAGGCGCCGCACCACCUGCCGCCGCCCGAGUACGAGAACUUCAAGAACUUCGACGUCAAUCUGCGCUGGACGUGGCGCGAGGAGAAGGCCGUGGUGCGCAUCAUCGACUUUCGUGUGCUGCUCGUCGCCUGCAUUGCGUUUGCCAGCCUCAACCUCGACCGCAACAACCUCAGCGCAGCCAACUCGGCGGGCAUCUUGCCCGACCUCGGCCUCGCGACGAAUGACUUCAACCUCGCCACGACGCUCUUCCGCAUCAGCUUCUUGUGCGCGGAGCUGCCCGGCCAGGUCCUUUCGAAGGCCAUCGGCCCGGACCGCUUCAUCCCGCUGCAGAUGGGCGCAUGGGCGAUCAUCACGCUCUUCCAAUUCUUCCUCACCGGCCGCACCUCCUUCCUGAUCUGCCGCUACCUUUCUUACUACUACAAGAGCAACGAGCUCUACCUGCGCCUCGGCCUCUUCUGGUGCACCAUGAAUCUGACGAGCUUCGUCUCGAGCUUCUUCGCCUACGGCCUCAUCGCCAUGGGCGGCGUCGGCGGCAAGGAGGGCUGGCGCUGGCUGUUCUUCUGGGAGGGCGUCCUGACGCUGCUCAUCGCCAUCGGCGUGGCCUUUGCCAUGCCGCCGUCGCCGUCGCAGACGCAGCGCAAGUGGGACAAGAAGGGCUUCUUCGACGACCGACAGGCGGCGAUCGCCGUCACGCGUGUGCUGCGGGAUGACCCGGGCAAGUCGACGAUGCACAACCGCGAGGCGCUCGGCUGGCAGAACUUGUGGACGUCGCUGCUCGACUACCACAUGUACCCGAUCUGGGUGCACGGCCUGCUCUUCGGCAUUCCCUCGUCGCCCGUGCAGCAGUACCUGACGCUCUCGCUGCGGCGCCUCGGCUUCUCGACGCUCCUGACGCAGGUGCUGAACAGCGUGCAGUACCUCGGCGCCAUGGUCACCGGCAUCGGCAUCGUCGUGCUCUCGGAGCUGCUCGACAGCCGCGCACUCGUCAGCGCCGCCGAGGACCUCUGGAUCCUGCCGUUCCUCGUGGCCAUCUUCAAGCUGCCCAAGAACCCCAAGCCGUGGACGUACUUUGGUCUUGCCACCGUGCUGCUGUCGAACCCCUACGUGCACCCGAUCCAGGCCGCCUGGAUCUCGGCCAACGCCGGCGACGUGGGCAACCGCUCGCUGCAUGCCUCGUACUACAACAUGAUGGUGCAGGCCGGCAGCACCAUUGCCGCCAACGUCUACCGGCAGGACGAUGCGCCCGAGUACAAGCGCGGCAACACGGCGCUCAUCGUCAUCGCCUGCACCAACAUUGCCCUCUACGUCGGCAGCCGCUUCUUCUACAAGACGGUCAACGCGCGCCGCCAGCGCCGGUGGGACGCGAUGAGCGAGGAGGAGCAGAAGCACUACCUCGCCACGACGAGCGACAAGGGCAACAAGCUGCUCACCUUCCGCUUUGCCUACUGA